UAAACAUUAUAUCUGUGGCAUCAUUUAACUAUCUGUUGUCAUAUCUGUCAGUGUCACUACAAACUCCAGCUGUCUCUUUAAAACUUAUGCGUGUUGUACAAUACUACUAAAACAAAUCGAACUCUCCUAACCAAAUAUUAAAAAAACUGUAACUUUUAUACUAAUACCUUGGUUAUAUACUCUUUAUUUGAUACGAAUUUACUUUUAACCGAAUUACAUGUGUAAAUAAAAUUUCCUUUGAAUGAAUUUUCCUUACAAUAUGGAAAAUCUCGAAAGGAAACCAAAAAAGAAACCAACAAAGAUAGAAGAAUUAACGAAGGAGCAAAUACGACAAGCUAUUAUUAAAAAACGCGAGUGUAACGCAAAAGCCCAACAAAUCGUCGAGAGUUUGCUUGAAAAAGAAAUCACGGAAGCCUAUUUUAUGCAAUGCUUGUCGGAUAUAAACCAAAGCCAUUUCGAGGAUGUGAUUGAAGAGCGAGCAAUCAUACACAUUUGCGGUUAUCCUCUUUGCCAAAAUACACUGUCGGUGAAAGACAUACCCAAACAAAAGUACCGAAUAUCAUUAAAAACGAAUAAAGUAUAUGACAUCACAGAUCGUAAAAACUUCUGCAGUAAUAGUUGUUAUAAGUCUGCUACACAUAUAAAGAAACAAUUGCUAACAAGCCCUCUUUGGUUUAGAGAAUAUGAAGAGAUACCCAAAUUCUACUUACUGCCAUUAGACAAGACUGGUACUCUUGGCCAAGAAGUGGAUGUGGCUUUAGUAGAAAAAAUAAAAGUGGAAAAACCCCAGUUUUCAUCUAUCAAUGAUUUUGCAACUGCUAGUCUAAAAGAAAUGACAAAUACACAGGUUGGUCAAGAAAAUAAUAAAUGUGAAAAUGAAAAUAAUAAAUAUUGUACAGAAUCCAAUGAAGUAGCAUGUGAUUCUAACAUAAAUAACAACACAGAUAAAGUUGAAUCAAUUAUUAAAAAUACAGUUAAUCAUAAUUCUCAACACGAAAACGUGCUAACUCAAGAAGAGCACAAUACAAGUUCCAAGGAAGGUUCUAAUAAAGAAGCUACUAAAAAACCAAUUAAAAAACAUUCAAAUCCAUUUAAUAUAGUAGGAGAAAUUCUUGAAAAACCAGAGAAAGAGAUUGAUCCUAUACUGACUCAAAUACCUGAUGUAAUACCGGCACCCAGUGUUACACAAAAUAAAAAGCAUCAUAAAAAUAUGCAACAGAAAAAACAGCCUGCAGUUACUGUCUUGACAAUCCAAGUUGAGAAAUGUCUUGCAGAAUGGUUUACAUUGGAUACCAUGUUACUAUUAUUUGGGGAAGAAAAAGUUAAAGAAAUAGUCAAAGACAAAGGAGAAUGUAUAAAGGAGUAUUUAAAUAAUUAUUCUAGCAGCAUAGCAUACAAUUCAAAUACAUAUGAUCAAUAUCAAGCACUUUGCCGCAAAUUGAACAUGCUAGAGUUAGAAGAUAGAAAGUUUGAUGCUCAAACAUUACAGAGAGAGACAAAACCUCUUCCAGAUUAUUCCAUUCUACAGAAGGAAAGUAAAAAAAUUCAGUUAAAAGUGAAAGCAUUCUUUGCAGGUGAAAUGGAAAUACCUGAUGUUGCUGAAACUGUAGACAAUCCUUCUCCCAUAGACAAUAAUGAAAAUUUCACACAAUUGCCAUUAAUAGAUAAAAAUGCACAGAAUGCAUUACGAAGACGAAUUGUAUGUGAACAUUUGAAUAAAGCACUGCCUGAUUUACUCCAGUCACUAGGCAUGUCAAGCCUAUCAAUUAGUGCUGAUGUUCGUCUACUUGUAAACACAUUUAAAUUGAAAGCAAAUAACAUAAUGUUUAAACCAAUUCAGUGGACUUUAAUUGUUAUUAUAGUAAUAAAAUUGUUGUCUCUGAGAGACAGAAGACUUGCUUACUUGUUGGAGCAACCAACAGCAUAUCAACACCUACAACUGUUGCUUCUUAGUUUUAAACAAGAUGGUGGUUAUUUGGAUCGUCUUAUAUCGUGGCUAACAGACAUUGAUAGACUUUUAGACACUAAUGAUAUUCAACUAACAAUUGAGUGAUUGUUAAUAGUAUUAUUAAACCUCCACCCAUGUGAUAUUAUAGAUUUAUUUAUAGCUAUAGAUAAUUAAUAUUAUAUUAUUGAUUUUUAUAUA
This is a messenger RNA of Galleria mellonella (greater wax moth), 2146 nucleotides long. Its product is annotated as putative RNA polymerase II subunit B1 CTD phosphatase RPAP2. Lineage: Eukaryota; Metazoa; Arthropoda; Insecta; Lepidoptera; Pyralidae. Gene Ontology annotation, cellular component: cytoplasm; nucleus. Bases 242 to 2053 code for a protein of 603 amino acids. The transcript has a single exon. The record is from RefSeq and is a predicted model, not a curated record. Gene Ontology annotation, molecular function: RNA polymerase core enzyme binding; RNA polymerase II CTD heptapeptide repeat phosphatase activity.